AAAGCGCUUCUGCGAAUCCAAACGAAGGGCAGAGCAGAGCAAGGCAGAGCCGCAUCUAUAUAUAGAUUUCUUCAUAUCUAUCAACUCUCUCUCUCUCUCUCUAUUGUCGAAACUCUCUUUGGCUUCGCUCGCUCUGGUUAUUUGGGGAUCGAAAAUGGCGGGCGGUGGCUCUGUGAAGGUUGUGCAGUCAAAAACCGAGCUGGACGGCCUGAUCGGCGGCGGUGGGCCGGCGAUCCUGCACUUCUGGGCCUCGUGGUGCGAAGCUUCCAAGCAGAUGGACCAAGUCUUCUCCAAGCUCUCCACCGAUUUCCCUCACGCCCUCUUCUUACAAGUUGAAGCAGAAGAGCAGCCUGAGAUUUCUGAAGCUUAUUCAAUUUCUGCUGUGCCUUACUUUGUAUUCUUUAAGGAUGGCAAGGCUGUUGAUACUUUGGAGGGUGCAAAUCCAUCUAGUUUGGCCAACAAAGUUGCUAAAGUUGCAGGGUCAAUCACGCCUGGAGAACCUGCGGCUCCUGCCAGUUUAGGAAUGGCUGCAGGACCUACUGUUCUGGAAACAGUCCGGGAAUUUGCUAAAGACAAUGGCUCAUCUCAGGUGGAAACUCAUUUGCCUUCUGGACUUGGUGAUGGAUUGAAAAAGCGACUUCAACAGCUUAUUGAUUCUCAUGCCAUUAUGCUUUUCAUGAAAGGACGUCCUGAAGAGCCAAAGUGUGGUUUUAGCAGAAAAGUUGUUGGUAUAUUGGAGGAAGAAAAGGUGAAAUUUGGAAGCUUCGAUAUCCUGACAGACAGCGAAGUUCGGGAGGGGCUGAAGAAAUUCUCCAACUGGCCAACAUUUCCUCAGCUCUACUGCAAGGGAGAGCUUCUUGGUGGGUGUGAUAUAGUAAUAGCAAUGCACGAGAGUGGUGAACUAAAAGAAGUGCUCAAAGGUCAUGGUAUUGAGAUCAUCCAUGAUUCCAACGGGAAAAAGACCCACGAUGUUGGUGGAAAGGCUGGCAUCACUGAAUCCACUGGCUUGAGUGCAACCCUGACCUCUAGGCUCAAGAAUCUGACCAAUUCAAGCCCAGUUAUGCUAUUUAUGAAGGGAAAUCCAGAAGAGCCCAAAUGCGGGUUUAGCAGGAAGGUAGUUGAAAUUCUGCAACAAGAAAAGGCUGACUUUCAGAGUUUUGACAUCCUUACUGACGACGAAGUUCGACAAGGUCUCAAAGUAUACUCAAAUUGGUCCAGUUAUCCACAACUGUACAUAAGGGGUGAACUCAUUGGGGGAUCAGACAUCGUGUUGGAGAUGCAAAAGAGCGGCGAGCUUAAGAAGGUCUUGGUGGAGAAAGGGAUCCCCUCUCAGAAAGAAACUCUCGAGGACCGACUGAGGAAACUGGUCGGCUCUUCCCAGGUGAUGCUUUUCAUGAAGGGCACCCCAGAUAAUCCCCGAUGUGGUUUCAGCUCCAAGUUGGUCGAUGCUCUGAGAAACGAGGGCGUGAGUUUUGGGUCGUUCGAUAUUCUAACCGACGAAGAGGUGCGGCAGGGGCUAAAGACCUUCUCCAACUGGCCAACCUUUCCACAACUUUUUUAUAAAGGAGAUCUGAUUGGAGGUUGUGAUAUUGUGAUGGAGCUGAGGAACAAUGGUGAACUGAAAUCCACCCUUUCUGAGUAGCCAUGGUGUGGUGAUGUGGGGCAAAGCUUGAGCCCGAUUCAUGUCACAUUGCAUUAGGCAACAUGAAUGCAUAAUUGGGCAUCACUUUCCUGCCCUCCCUAAUGACUUAACAUUUUAAUGGUUGUCAGCAUACAGUCUCUGGCUGCAAACAAUAUAUGUUUACUGUUCAUGGAAACUUGCUUUUUUGUCAAGGUUAUUGCUUGCUGCUGCAUUGUUCCUGGUA
This is a messenger RNA of Diospyros lotus (date-plum), 1865 nucleotides long. Its product is annotated as monothiol glutaredoxin-S17. The record is from RefSeq and is a predicted model, not a curated record. Bases 155 to 1642 code for a protein of 495 amino acids. Lineage: Eukaryota; Viridiplantae; Streptophyta; Magnoliopsida; Ericales; Ebenaceae. The transcript is spliced from 3 exons.